UCUCUUGUUUAAAACCUAAUCAACAAAUUAUCGAAUCACAGAAUUCUGUGAUCGAAUGCCAUAGAUAUUUCUCAAAUUCUGAAACGUUCAAAUACAAAUUGAAAGAUGUCGCCACUUGAAUUGUCACUGUCAACGUGAACAAUAUUCUGUCAAAAUCUGUCAGUCUGCAAAUCCAAAACAAAAUCAAAAACAAAUUCCUUUUUGAAAGAUGUUUCUUUGUAAGAAAUAUUUGUAAAUUAGAAUAUAUUUUUGUGAGUAAACAUGGAACAAGUGAGACUUUUAGUACAAGAACAGGGCCGCGAGGCAAGAAAUCUGCUCGCAUUCAACAUUUCAGCUGCUAACGAAGAAUUCAGAAAUAAAGUGGCUCGGAAGCCACCUUGCUCUCCAAGACAUCCUGAAUCAGCCUCCACUGUUCAGAACUCUAAGGCACCUAGCUUGCGAUCUAGAACUGGCGCUAGGGUAAGAUCAGCAUCCACAGGUCGGGACAAAAGAUCUGAGUUAAGAGCUCGGUACUGGGCUUUGUUAUUUGGAAAUUUGCAGAGAUCAAUUGCCGAAAUAUACAAUACUGUAGAAACGCACGAAAGUUUAACAGAAUGUCAAGAAGUUCUUUUGGUUCUAGAAAAUUAUUUGAGAGAUUUUACAGCUUUAGCUGAUUGGUACCGGCUUAAAUGGGACUAUGAGAAUACUCCGGCAUUACAGAGACCUACUUCAUUGGCCUGGGACAUCUGUAAGACAAAUUUGAGUAAAACUUGUAAAUCGGGAAAAUCCAGUCCUAAUUUAGGUUCUGGCAGAAAUAGCCCAAACAUUUCAGGUAAAAUAAGUCCAAUUGUACUUCGAAACAAGACCAAAUCAUCCACUUCAUGUCCCACGAGUCCUCUUCCCAAUAUAGAUAUACCCAUUUUCGAAGGACAACCACUGGAAACCUCUCUUGAAAUUAACAAGCAAAUAUCAGAAGAUGAUAAAACAACCAAAGAAAACCUAAAUAUACUAGAAGAAAAUGUUAAAGUUACAGAUGAAAAUGUAAAAAUUAAUGAACUUCAACAAAUUACUGAAAAUAUAGAAACUACACAGUCCACUAUAGAAACCAAUACGAUUACAUCAGUUGAUACUAUAUCUCAAACUGAUAAUAAAUUAAAUAAUACCACCGAAGAACAUGAUGUUAAAUUAGAACAGCAGGUUGAGAAAAAAGACGUUGGAUGUUCAAACAAUUGUUCCGAGGCUGUCAGCUUUGCUGAGAAAGGUAUAUCUACAAUAGAUGAUUCCAUAGAAAAAGUUUGCAGUGGUACUCAAUGCGAUAAUAUUGUCUGUCAAAAGCCACACAGAAGAGUUGAACAUUCAAAGAAAAAACCAGACUUACUCAAAAUAGUUGACACCAAAUCUAAAUUUAAUCAAAAAUCUAGCGUUAAAUCUCCGAGUAUUAAAUCUGAUAAAAGCAUAACGCCAAAAUCAAAAUCUUCGGAGUCUACAAAAUCUACAAAAACUUAUAACAGAAAGCCAGCUUUGGAAAAGCAGAACAGUAAAGAAGAAGAAAAAACACCAGAAAAACGUGCUUUUCCAAUUGGCAACACGGAGAAAGCAUCAGAAGAAAAGGCCUUAGAAGAUGUAGAGUCUAAGAAGGCUUCUUUAGAGUUGAACUUUAAAGAACAAUCACCCAAAACCAUUAUUGUGAAAAAUUUGGAUUCUCCAAGUGAGGAUCAAAGAACCUACGAUACCCUUCGCAAAGUGGGCGUUCAAAGUGCAGAAAAAAGUACUUGUACUAAUGACGACUUUCCAAAAUUACCAUUAAAAAGAACGAAUGUUGUUAAAGUCCACAAAGAUUGUCAAACUGAUGACAAUAGAGAACUUGAUAAAUCUAAAGAAGUUGAAAAGCCUAAAGAGCUUGAGAAGAAGGAUAAAGAUCUGAAAGAACCUGAUAAGAAAUUUAAUAAAACAGGAAAAAUUAAUGAUGUGAAGCCUAUGAAGCCUCCUACUGCUUUGAGAGCUGCAUAUUCCACAGCAUUGACUAAAAGUGCCUCAGCUAAAGGCGUGCCUCCCAAAGCUAAAGUUGAGAUUAAACCUAGUGUUGCGAAUGUUGCUCACCCUCGUGUUCUUAAUACAAACCGGGACACAAACAACCCAAAGCUCCAUCCAAAACCUUAUCCAAUCCGUCUCUCCCUCCAACAGCGUUCCUCUAAACCGGAAGGAAACGUUCUAUCACGUAGUAAAACUGUUGGCGACAUGAAAAAUCCCAAUUACACUGCUAGACCAUACAUCAAACCCACCUCCCGCAAUGAUCUCCAAAAAACGCCUCUUAGUAAUCAUAAGUUCCUUCUUCAAAAGAGCAAAACUACUCUCACUAAGGAGCACCUAACUAAAUCGUUAUCUUUGGAUGAAUACGCAAGUUCCGUGGAAACUCUUGUCAACCAAGAGGGAAGGAAGAGUUCUAAUGUAACUAAUUCAAGUAACAGUAUCGGUAGUUCUUCGGAAACUUUAAAUAAUGAGAAUGUGAAGGAAGCGCCUGCAGACGGAUGGCUUACUGUUAAGUGUCGGUCGAGGUUUAAGAAUGGAGGUAAAGGUAGAAGGAGUGAUACUGCUUUGAGUUGGACUACUAGGUUCCAUCAGGUUAGCGCUACAGCUAGUCUUCCCGCUUUAGCUCUAUUACCGGAAACAACGGACUCUACAAAGCCCGCAAAACCACAAAAAUCUAUAGAUAAAAGUGUUAAAGAAAAUAUCAACACUUUAAAAUCGUUGAAAAACAAUUCCGAGCAUAAUAAAUCUGAAAAUAACAGAAACCUUUUAAAAAGAUCCAAUACGACUUUAAGUCACGUUAGUGUUAGCAAACCCUCGAAUGGUAAAAACAACACCAUACAGGAGAAAAAUAAAAUGAACAUGCAGAUUAAGAGAACCACUGAGAGGGAGACCAAGAAAAUUGCCGACGUCGAUUCGGAAACUGAUGACGAAAUGAAAAUUAAAGACUUUCAAGACGAAUUAGCAACCGAAGAAGAACAUCGCAAAAAAGCGAAGCAGUUAUCAGAAGAAGAAGAUCGUUUAACGAAAGAAAUAGAGCAUUUACAGGGUCUUGAAAUUGAAGUGGACACAGAAACCGAUGGUACAGAGACUGAUGGGGAUGAGUUACAGGGUGAUAAUGAUGACGAUGUAGAUACAAAUUUAACAAUUGUGCAGGAUGAUGAGGAAAUGUCUUUGGAAGCGAGAUAUGAGCCAAUGCUUGCAGAGAUGUCAUGGAGCGAACGCAUUGACACCCUAGCAGCCUUAGAAGCCUUAACAGCCCGCCAUCCAGGUCGAGCUCAAGAAUUACACCAAAAACUCUCGAAUCCAGCUAGAAGACGAAGUCUCGCUGAGACCGUUAGGAAAUAUCAGGCGAAACAAGCCAGAGCUCAACAGAGGAGGCAGGAUUUGCAGCACGAAAAGGCCCAAAAAUUGCAGGCUUUACUGGCUAGAGUCGAAGACGUAAAAGCCGCGAAACUGCAACUUAUCGAGGAAAAGAGACGCAGAAUGGAAUUGAGAUUACAAAAAGCGGCUCAAAACAGAAAACGACACAUCAAAGAUAUUGUUAAGAAAGCACAUGACGAAGAAGAAAAGCUAAAGGAGAUAGCCUUUAUUAAUGAACUUGAAGCUCAAAACAAAAGACACGACUAUCUCCAAUCUUGUCGGGAACAGCGUGGUCGUAUACAAGGAAUUCAAGAAGACAGGCGCAAACGGCAAGAAGAAAAAGCCGCGAAGGAAGCGGCCGUUGAAGAACGAAGAAAAGCUCUCGAAAGAGAGAGAUUGGAAAGAUUAGAUAGAUUACAAGAUGAACGGAGACAGAGAGAUGAACGAGUAGGACAACAACAACAGCAAAGGGAGAGGGAAAGGCAGGAAUUAGCUAGGGAGAAAGCUAGAGAUAGAGAGGAGAGACUGUCUGCUCUUCACGAAAAACAAUUGGCAUCUACGCAGGAGCUCCAAAAACGAAUUGAGCAAAAACACGAGGACACCAAGAGGAGACACGACGAAAAUAUGGAACAGAUUAGGCAAAAAGCGUUAGAAUUGUCAAUUCACAAAUGUCAAAACGAAGAUAACCAAGCUCCGAACAUGGUGCCUUAUCCUACACAAAAAAUGUGUUCUGUAUGUAAUGUUUUGAUAAAAUCUGAAGUGUACUUAAUGAGCCAUCUCCGUGGCAGGAUGCACCAAGAAGCUGUCAAACAAGCGAAUCUCUCACCGGGUGACAUCGAACAGUACAACGUAAUGCAAAUUAUCGAAGCUCCUGCAGAAAAAGAAGAUCCGAAAGUAGUUGCUGCCAAAGAAAGAGGAAAAUCGUAUAGAAAGAGAUGCAAGAAGAUCAGACAGAGAAUGGCAAUGAGGGGGGCCGAGUACGAGACGGGGUAUAAGCCGAAUAUCACUGAUGGAACAAAUAAACGCAGUUUGAACCGCAGCAUAAAUACAAUUGGUUCAAUAACGAAUCAAGCAAGUCAAGGACUAUCGCCGGCUUGUUCGAGCCAACUAGACAGAAUUCUAAACGAGUUAACUCGUUUGCUUAAUAAAGGCGCGAAAAAUGAUUUGGUGAUGUUCCAAACUGUAGGAGGCUUUGCCGUUUUGGGGAAAUUGCUGGCUCUGGGUCAGGACGGUAACACUUCUAUUUCAAAUAAGACUUUGAUAAUUUGUUGCAAUUUGUGGCAGAUUGCUUGUAAAGGACCACAUGGUAAAAAUAAUUGCGAAUACGUGAUACUUUCAAAUCGUUUGUCUCCAGUGAUUGAUCUUCUCAAUAUGAAGUUAUCGGAUCUAGACGACAGUGAAGACGAUCUACCCGCGGAACCUCUAUGUACAGCUUUAAUGCAACUUUUAGCAACAGUGCUUCAAAACACUCCCAAAGAAUGUCCGCAUACCAGAAUUCACGACAUUGUCAGCUUUUCUGUGUGUGUCGGCGUAGUGGAGCAACUAGCAAGGUGCUGCUUGUCAGUUAGAGGACCUGUACAUGACAUUCCAAAUGCUUGCGCGUUCUUAUUAGCUGCUUUGGAAUUUUUGGCAGCUUUAGCAGACCAUGCCCCCGAAGAUUCUGAUGCUACACACCUAGUAAGUACCUUGCACGCCACUGAGCUACUGGGAUGCGUCUCGAUGUUGUACGGUUCCCUUUUGCCACCCGAUUCGACACCUAGGGUCGAAGGGCAACAGCCCCCAUCGAUACCGACACCUUGUCUCGCGCUGGCGUCUGUGACGUUCAAAUUAUUAAGAAGAGUUGCAGAAUUAGAUAUUAAAAAGUUCCAGGAGGUACUGGGUGCAGAAGGUAUAUCUCUGCAAUUUCGUCACAUCUCUAGUCACUUGCUGUGGUGUUGCGCAUCACCCACCAUUCCGAAAACUCAUGGAAAAGAAGAUGCAGUAUGUGAAUUAGCAUAUGAAGAAUUGCUUCACCAAGUAAUUACUGUUACUGGGUAUUUCGCUGUAGAAAAUAACGAUAAUCAGAUGCUGUUGAUAAGUGGCCAACCCCCAUCCGUCCUUCAACAACUAUCUUCUUUACCAUUUCCGUAUUUUUCCGUGGAGCUUCUUUCAAAUAUUUUGUAUCCCACGCUACUGGCUUGUUGUUCCGGAAAUGAACAAACCAUGUCCAUAUUAAAACAGGAAUUAUCUUAUAGUAUUUUGGAAGAAUUCAGAAAUUCAGAAGCAGGUCGGCAACAUCGCCUGGUAAAACUGCUAUCGAAGAGUUCAAUGAAAUAAUUAUGUUGUUAUAAAAAUAUGUUAAGAAAUUAAUGUAUUUUCGUGCAAUGUUUUUUUAAUAAUGUUUAUUUAUUUACUAUGUUCAGUUCUUUAUUUCGAGAUUAAGUUGAAUUAUGUUCGAAUUUUUUAAUGAAAUAAAAAGUCAAAUAGUUGGACGCACAAAUAGCAAUUUUUAAAGAGAAUUUUAGGAAUUGUUACAAACAUUUUAUCUGCGUUAUGUUUUUAAAACAAAUUAUAGAGGUAAAACACAUUUACACUUUUUAAAGUUGAGGUUUAUGUGUAUCAGAAGAAAAAAUUAAGUCAAAUAUUUAAAAAGAUAUCUUCCUAUAGUUUUUUUCAGUUUUAUUAGCCUGUGUAACAUCACUAUGUUAUACAGGGUGUGCCAGAAUAUGUAAGAAAUUCCCGGAUUCAGAUUUAGAAUUUUAAAUAAAAAUUUUCUUGGUUUCUUCAGUCAAAUGAUUUUUUUAUAAUUUAAGCACUACAUAUUUUUUGAAAAAUACAAUUUUUCCAUCUUCUGGUGCAUUCAAUGACUGAAAAUUAUUAAAAAAAAAAAAAGCUAUUCAAGUGUGUUCGUUACACACCAAAAACGAUGAAAAGAACCAUAUACAUUUUUUAAAUCUAUUAAAAAAAGUUAUUGAAUAGGUCUCAAAAAAUAAGAAAUUAAAAUGGUUGUUUCUUGAAAAUGUGUGAGAGUACUUUUGGUUUUUAAUUUCUUCCUAUGGUCCACAUAAACUUUAACAAAUAGAAUCAAUAAUAUUUUAAAUAAUAAAUAUUUAUAUCUAGUCCACUGUUGAAGAUAAUCACUUAAUAGUAUCAUAUAUUACAUUAACGUUUUUUUUUUGUGCACGUAUUAUGAUUUUCUUUUCCAUAGAAAAAACGAUUUUGGAUAUCCAGAGUGGUAGGUUGUGAAUUAUUUAUUUUUCUAAACAAUUGAAAAAUUCCUUUUGUUUUAUUUCGAUGUGAUGUAUCUGUAGUUUGUAUCAAUAAUAAAAUUAUAUAUAUUUUUAUUUAUUUUAACUAUAUAUAUGAUCUAUAUAUUCCUUAUAUUUUGUACUCAAUAAAUUUG
Messenger RNA from Psylliodes chrysocephalus, 6751 nucleotides. NCBI's taxonomy places the organism in Eukaryota, Metazoa, Arthropoda, Insecta, Coleoptera, Chrysomelidae. The record is from the annotation of a GenBank genome assembly.